CUCCCCAUUGCAACUUUUGCAGGCACUCACUCCACAGACAUGAUCGCCACCAGCUGAAGCCGAGACCUGCAAUUUGGCUCUUUCUGGGAGCCAAAAAACCCAUCCGGACCCGUGGAGUUAAGUUGCAGACAUCUUUUCAUCACCCCCCCUCCCCCGGACCGACCAUCAAACUGAAAACCUGGAUGCGAUUGUUUAUUUCAUCCUUUUCUCUCCCGAUGAACUGGUUAAGUAAUGCAGGAGACAGCAGCGAUUCUGUCCGCGGCACAAGAUGGCAGAUUUUUAUUGAGUUGUGAACAGUGCUGUCGCUUCAUUUUUUGCCAUGAAUAACAGAAAUCCUUGCACCGAUGGCCCCUGUAUACGAAGGUAUGGCCUCGCAAGUGCAAGUCUUCUCCCCUCACACUCUUCAGACAAGUGCUUUCUUUAGCGUGAAGAAACUAAAGGUGGAGCAGAGUUGUAACUGGGAUAUGACGGGGUACGGCACGCAUAGCAAGGUCUACAGUCAAAACAGCAAGCAGAGUGUCUCAGUCGCACCAGUGGGCAUUAACGGCGCCAGUCUCCAGGUCUCCAACUCUUCCCUGUCCUACGAACAGGCCCUCCUCUUCCCGGCCGGCUCGGGUCACAUUGUGGUGGCCUCGGCCAGCAGCACCUCUGGGGUGCCGGGUCAACUAUUGGGCAGCACAGGAAGUAGCGGGAGCGGCAGCGGAGGGCACAACCUGACGCGCCGCAGCACAGUCAGUCUGCUGGACACGUACCAGCGAUGCGGGCUUAAGCGGAAAAGCGAGGAGCUUGACAACAACAACGGCAGUGGAAGCGGAAGCAGCGUGCACGUAGUCGAGGAGCAGCAGCCACCAGUACCGAUGAUCCAGAACAACGCACAGAGUGGGGCCACCGUCGCCACGGCGACUGCAUCCACGACAGCGACGUCCAAGAACAGCAGUGCCAACAGCGAGGGCGACUACCAGCUCUUGCAGCACGAGGUACUUUGCUCAAUGACCAACACCUACGAGGUACUGGAGUUCCUGGGUCGAGGUACAUUCGGGCAGGUGGUGAAGUGCUGGAAACGUGGCACCAGCGAGAUCGUGGCCAUCAAGAUCCUGAAGAACCACCCAUCUUACGCACGGCAAGGACAGAUCGAAGUGAGCAUACUGGCACGGCUGAGCACGGAGAGCGCAGACGACUACAACUUUGUCAGGGCGUACGAGUGCUUCCAGCACAAGAACCACACGUGCCUGGUCUUCGAGAUGUUGGAGCAGAACCUGUACGACUUCCUCAAGCAGAACAAGUUUAGCCCGUUGCCGCUCAAGUACAUCCGACCGAUCCUGCAGCAGGUGGCCACCGCACUUAUGAAACUAAAGAGCCUUGGACUGAUCCAUGCCGACCUGAAGCCAGAGAACAUCAUGCUGGUUGACCCAGCUCGCCAACCCUACAGGGUCAAGGUCAUUGACUUUGGCUCUGCUAGUCAUGUCUCUAAAGCUGUGUGCUCUACCUACCUGCAGUCAAGAUAUUACAGAGCUCCAGAGAUCAUCUUGGGUCUGCCCUUUUGUGAGGCUAUAGAUAUGUGGUCCCUGGGUUGUGUCAUCGCAGAGCUUUUCCUAGGUUGGCCGCUCUACCCCGGAGCAUCCGAAUAUGACCAGAUUCGGUACAUCUCUCAAACGCAAGGUUUGCCAGCAGAGUAUCUGUUAAGUGCAGGGACGAAAACCACCAGGUUUUUCAACAGAGACCCCGAGUCCACCUAUCCUCUGUGGAGACUAAAGACACCUGAAGACCACGAAGCAGAGACGGGAAUCAAGUCAAAGGAGGCUCGCAAGUAUAUCUUCAACUGUUUGGAUGACAUGGCUCAGGUGAAUAUGACCACAGAUUUGGAAGGCAGCGAUAUGUUGGCGGAGAAAGCGGACAGGAGAGAGUUCAUCGACCUGCUGACCAAGAUGCUAACCAUCGACGCAGACAAAAGAAUCACGCCUAUAGAGACGCUCAACCACCCCUUUGUCACAAUGACACAUUUGCUGGACUUCCCGCACAGCGCACACGUCAAAUCCUGCUUCCAGAACAUGGAGAUUUGCAAACGUCGGAUAAACAUGUACGACACCGUCAAUCAGAGCAAGACCCCCUUUAUUACCCAUGUAGCCCCCAGCACCUCUACCAAUCUCACCAUGACCUUCAACAACCAGCUUAACACUGUGCACAGUCAGGCCACCAACCUGGCUCCCUCUUCCACCAGUGCCACCUUUUCCCUAGCAAAUCCUGAUGUCUCCAUACUAAAUUACCAAUCUGCACUCUACCAGCCUUCUGCGGCCCCUAUGGCUGCCGUGGCCCCCAGGACCAUGCCCCUCCAGCCCGGUGGGCCUCAGCUCUGCGCCGCCCGACCGGAUCCCUUCCAGCAGGCCCUGAUCGUCUGCCCACCUGGCUUCCAAGGUUUGCAAGCAUCGCCCUCUAAACACACCGGCUACUCGGUGCGGAUGGAGAAUGCAGUUCCCAUAGUAACACAAGCCCCCGGUCCUCAACCUCUCCAAAUCCAGCCAGGCCUGCUGACACAGCAGGCCUGGCCAUCUGGUACUCAACAGAUCCUCCUCCCUCCGGCGUGGCAACAGCUCACACACACCUCCGUGCAACACGCCACCGUCAUCCCCGACUCCAUGACCGGCACACAACCUCUGGCUAACUGGAGGAAUUCACAUCCCCAUGGCAGCCAUUACAAUCCCAUUAUGCAACAGCCAGCCUUACUGGCGGGUCACGUCGCCCUGCCCUCCCAGCAACCUCUCAAUGUGGGUGUGGCUCAUGUCAUGAGGCAGCCAUCAAACAAUAGCUCCUCCUCCAAAAAGAACAAGCAGCACCAGAUGACCAACAGGAACGUAUCGUAUGACGUGUCCUCCACCCAGGCAGUCACGUCACCUCAGCGCUCCAAGCGUGUGAAGGAGAACACCCCUCCACGAUGCGCGGUGGUUCAGAACGGCCCAUCUACAACCUGCGCCCCAUCCCAGACCUGUGGGGUUGGAGGAGGGGGGUGGGGCGUAGAGCAGACAUGUAACACCACACGAGACCACCACGGUCAACAUAACCCUCCGCGACACACCAUUGUCAUCGCCGACACUCCCAGCCCGGCCGUUAGCAUCAUCACCAUCAGCAGCGACACGGAUGAAGAUGAUGACCACAAACAGCCCACUAACACCAGCAUGUCAUCUAAACAGAGGAAAAAUGUCAUUAGCUGUGUGACGGUCCAUGAUUCCCCUGACUCUUACUCCAGCAAUACCAGCCCUUACGCUGUGGAGACCCGGCCAAAUGGACCCAACGCCAAUGGCUACGACUCGAAGGUCGCAGUCCUGGACAACUACAGCAACGGGAACCCUCGUACCAUCAUUAUCCCCCCUCUGAAGAACCAGCCCAGCGACAACCUGGGAGAGUGUGAUAGACUCUUGCCUGACACAAUGAACCACCAGAACUCCACCUAUAAGUUCAAGACCUCCAAUGGAGGUUUGUCGGGCACCAACCACUCAUCAGGGGGCGUGACUGGAAAUGGGUCAUAUCGUCAGCAGCGCACUGGGCCACACCCCUUUCAACAGCAGCCUCUUAAUCUCAGCCAGGCCCAGCAGCACAUGCAGGUCGAGCGAAACGGAGCUCAUCGACGGCAACAGGCUUACAUCACCCCCACUAUGGCCACCCAAGCUCAAUACUCUUUCCACAACAGCCCCACCCACACAGCUCAUCUGGCACCACCUCAUCUGGCGGGACAACCUCACCUCUAUACCUACACUGCUCCCACGGCACUGGGGUCCACAGGAACGGUGGCCCACCUGGUCGCUUCCCAGAAUUCGGCCCGUCACGCGGUCCAGCACGCCAGCUACCCUCCAGGUAUCGUCCACCAGGUGCCUGUUAGCAUGGGCCACCGCGUUCUGCCCUCGCCCACCCUGCAUCACGGCCAGUACCAGGCGCAGUUCGCGCACCAGACCUACAUCAGCGCAUCACCUGCCUCCACUGUCUACACUGGAUAUCCGCUGAGCCCCACUAAGAUGAACCAGUACCCUUACCUCUGAAGCUGAAACACUGGAGCCCAGCCAAUCGCUGCUUGCCAUUUCUACCCCACCCCUCCAGAGUCAGAGAGACGUGCUUAAGCCUAUCACCCCUUAACCCCGCCCCUUCAUGCUUAAACUUGAAGACAAUGAAGAUGCUGAUGGAUAGAGCAAGUGUACUCUUGGAGGAAACAGAAGGGUACUAUGGAGCUUUUUUUUUUUUUUUUGAUGACUUUUAUUUUGCCUUCUCAAAAAGGGCCAGUUUUUACUUUCUUUGAGAGAAAGAGAGAGAUUUGGGAUUUGUUUUUGUUUUUAAUAGAAGUUGAAGAAGUUUUCCUUUACAAGUUCUCAUCAACGGCUGUUUGGGAGAGACAGAGCUUUGUUAAACCAAGGUUGUGUUUGGUUUUUUCUUUUCUCGAAAUCAUUCACUGACUGUUGAGCCGGCGUCACGACGUGGAUGUAUGAAUUCCUGGGAAUUAUUGGAUAAGGUGAAAUACGGAUAUUUGCUGCUCUUCAAAGAAAAAAUCUAAUGAUGGCCUUGUACUGUCUUAAACGUUUCCAAAUUACGUGCGGCGAGCGGUAUGUCCAUACCCCGCCGCGCUCUCCCGAAUACACCUGGAGGGAACAUUUUGGAAAUAGGAGACUUUAUAGUGUAUUUAUAGACUUUUAUUUGUUUGCGUUCACAUUUAGAAAAGAAAAUACGUUUUUGUCAUACCGUAGAACAUUAGCUGGGCCCCUCUUUGCAGAAUGUAGCAGUCUGCACCCAUUUAUUUAAUGAAGAACCUUUCUGAUACCAAUGGAUAAUUUGUGUUCCUCUUUUAAUGUGAUUGCACAAAAGUGGUUUCAAUAACAUAGGCAUGUUCAACAUGGUAGUCGGUCGUGUGUUUGCGUGCACGCGUGCGCCCGCGGAAAGCGGCGUACGUUGCACCGCCCGCACAUUUGUGCGCUAUAUUCCUCCACAGUCUUAGGUUUAUCAUUGUUACCUCGUAGUGCCUUACAUUUAUUACGACAGUUUACUUGGCUGGAAACCCUCUAGAACCUGAUGCUAGUCUGGGAAUUGGCUCCUAGGUUGAACGUCUUUAUCCGUGCUGUUAUGUUAUUAAGUUCAUGGUGUAAGUGUUAUAGCCCUAAAUGUUAUUUAAGCGCUUUAUUCACAAAAAUAGGCACCUGCAGCGUGCUUCUUGUUUAGCGUGCAUGAGGUUGUUUUACAUUUAGCCUGGGGUAAUGAACCAAAGUUGUCAUUUAAAGUAACUUUUGUUCUAGAUAGUGAAUAUAAUGAUAUAUAGGCUAGCAUAUUUACUGUACAUACCGAAGCUAUGGUUUGGUCAUCUUGCGAUCAAUGCAACUUCACUGAUGUUAAAGGUGUAAUGUGUUUUUAGCGGUAUCUAGUGGUGAUAUUGCGAAUUGCAAUCGAUCUCAAAUUCGCAAUGCAACGAGAAGCUACAGUAGCUGCCACUUGACAUCGUAAAAGCGACUUCCAUGUAAGGAGACCCGCGGUGUAUGUAGAUAAAAACGACUUUUUCUAAGGUAAUAAAAACAAUACAGUUCGUUGUACAAUGUCAGGUCUUUAUACACCACUGAUAACAUAGUUAUGUAUAUUAUAUUGCAUUUCUGUCAAAAGAUUCUUUCUAAAAAUGACACAUUGCACCUUUAAACUGUAUACAGUAUGUCAUAGGGGAUUUACAUGUAUAUUUAAUGGAUAAAGUGUACCACUCAGUUUAACUUAAGAUCGUGCCACACAAUUUGUCAGGAAAGAAAAACGUGCAUUCUAGGCCUGGAUAGGUCGACCAAGGAGAAAAACUGUGUGUGGAUGGCUGGAGCUGAUAGCCUGUCGGAGCCUGGGGCAGAAGUGGUUUAAUGACCAUAAGCCUAGGAGAAUUCGAGAAAGAUGGUUUUAUUAAUGAAAGGAACAGCUGAGGUGCUUGUGGACGGUGGUGGAUUGUGAAGGGAACUGUUGGAAGAGUAAAAGAAAGCAAGUUCCACAUUUUUAAUGAGAAUAGCAUGUUGGCUUUAAGCAUGUUGGUAGAUGCCGAAGGAAGCCGUGCAGCGAGGGCAUUGCAUGACAGAGCACCAUACUCAGAUUUGAGCAUCUUUCAGGGUUCUUCGUCAAUUCGUGGGGUUUUAUUAUGGAGGCUUAUACGGCUAAAGGGCGAGCUGAAGAUGUCUGGGACAAACUGUUUCAAAACUGACUUUGUUCACUUUUGUCUUACCACAGGAAUCACUCAUACCACAGGAAUCACGUCAGUAAGAUAAUGAAAGUGUAGGAAACUGUGGGCCAACGCGUGUGUUUUUGCUGCUUAUUUUAACAUUGAUAUGUUAGCCAAUCAUUUAUUUGACGCUGUGUCCUAGCCAUGUGUGAUGCAAUAAAACAAUGAGCUUGUUCAUGUAAAUCUGACCUUUAAAAUCAGCUGCGACAAACCACAGGGUUUUGCUGGUCACCUACACUGUAAACUGUUCAACAUAAGUUAACAAAGCCCCGUGCUCAGUGCAUGUUUCUUUAAAUAAAUUAUUAACCUUAAAAACCUGUGCAGUAGAGGGUUAAAUCAUUUUUUACUUUUUUAUAAGUUAUGUCAACAAUAUACUAGUAAAAAACCUAAAAUUGUAGGUUUAAUUGACUUGCAUGCAUCAUUGCAUUUUUUUGCACAGAUCUGCAAAAACCAUUAAAAACGCUGUAUUAUGCGUGCCAGGCCAGUAGAUGGCGAUAUUACUUUGUAAAGAAACAAUACAUGCCUGCGCACAUAUGCAUUCUUCUACUGAGCAAUAAAUUCACACAAUCAAGACAGUCAAAGCAUCAAGCAGAUUGUUUAAACAUACAAUGAGGUUGGAUUAUCAAAGCGACCCUGGACUAUAAAGCACCGUAAUUUGGCAAAUUUUGCUUGUGAAGCGUUUAUAAACGUAUUAUCUGCAGUAACCUAAACACAGACCUGAAGGUCACCAUUGUUGUUUGGUUACUGUACAUUUGCGCUUGGCAUGCCUAUAGAUUGACUUAAUACGUACAUGACGUGACCGUUAUCACAGACGAAUGUUUUGAAGUUUACACAAAGACAACAAUGUGUCGUUUUCAAAAACUUCACUUUAAAACCUUUCUUCAAAAGCCUUCAUAGGACCCCAAAACUCUGUUGUCGUGUAAAUAUACAGCCAAAACACAUUAAAACUUUCCUGGUUUCAGUCGAAAAUGUUGCCAUAACCCCUUUGAGCAUGGAAUAUAGUGUUUUUACAUGUGCGCGGGCAUACGUGCACGGUCAAAUGCACAGCUUUGCAAAGUUUAUUUUACCCGUACAUGUACACAGAUGUUUGACCAAUGCGCAAUGUGCAAAAAAAAAAUUCCUUUGGGUUUUUUAAAAAUUUCACGGACAAACGACAACACUGUACAAAAUAUCAUCAAUUACACAGAUCUGCAAAAAAAAACCAUAAAACAUUCUGUAUUACACAUGCCAGGCCAGUAGAUGGCGAUAUUACUUUGUAAAGAAACAAAAUGCAAUGCAUCUCCUUGGCUACAUACUAGAUUCUCCUGUACACGUAUACGCAACUUACACGUACAAAGUACACGCAGUUACAAAAUCUAGCAAUGCUGACAUCGCGGGCACGCGCGUCGAAUUUCUGGGUCGAAGAAUCUGUUUCAGCCCACGCAGUACUUUUAAAUGUGUGUCAUGCAAUAUCCACUUUUCGCCGCAAGGUUGUAGUAUGUUUUUACUAAAUACGACAAUAAAUAGGUCAAGUCCGACCACCGGAAGCGUUUGAUAUUUUUAACUUUCAACUCGGAGGUGUUUUUGAUUCACAGCAACUGUUUAAACAUUUGUGUCAGUUUCAACCGGGCGGUGUGCUUCCACUAAGCUCUGGUCUCUAAUGAAAGGUAGAUGGACCCAAAUAAAUAUCUUUUAUCUUGGUCCUGAAACAUUGUAGUCUGAGUCUAUGGUGGAGAAGGUAUUUAAAUAAACCGCGGAAAUUUGGUAGUCACGUAUCUAUUAAUAGACUACAGUGAACGCUCUGUCAGAACGUCCACUGCAGGAAUCGUUCUAAAAACCAUAGUUACCAUGGGUCUGAUGCACAUUCCAACUAAAGUUUGAUGCCCAUUCCAACUAAAACAGUAAAUGUUUAUAAUUUAUUUUGAAAGUACUAACAAAAUUCUACCUUCUGUUAAAAUUUCAUGCAAAUAUCUGAUAAAAUGAGAGAGUUACAAGCAAAAACUUGUGAAUAAGCAGCAUUUCGGUCACACACAUUCCAUAGACAUCCAUAUAUAACUUUUUCCCCUGAUUUCUAAUAUUAAAAAUAUCAUAACUUUCUCAAUACUCAACAGAUUUUUACAAUCCUUGUUUCUUUGCAAAUGGUAAUGUCUGCUCUGUCUAGUCAUGUGAUAAAUUUAGAGUUUUGGGGUUUUUGAAAAUUUUGUCAUCAUACCUACAAAAUCUGGCUGUACAUGGACCCUCGCAUGUGCAUAAAAACCCACCCAGAGCAAAAUCUCAUUGGUUUAACUCCACUUCAAUUAUGUUUUGACUGGCUUUUAUUUUCAGUGUGGGCGGACAAAUGAUAUUAGUUUGUGUUCGUUUUUGCAUAGCUAUGGUUUGGACACAGUGUUAAUGUGUUUUGUCGUCAGAAUGUGGGUAUAUGUAUUAGGGAUGCACCGAAUCCAGGAUUCGGAUUCGGAUUCGGCCGAAUACUGGGCUUUUUGACGGGGUUCGGGUUCGGCCGAAUCCUAGAUUUUUUUUCCACCGAACCGAAUCCUAGGCUUGCGCUACGCUGGUCGACAUCACGCGGCCGUUGAUUACACACAUCGGGUGCUGACGUGGAGAUGAGCUUUUUCUUUCGGUGAGCUUUAGGGGCUGGACACACCAAAACUUUUAAACACGGCUGAAAACGCCUUGAGGACACCAAAUGCCAGCUGUUUUUCAGCCGAGCGCUUGGUAGCUGUGAUGCUUCAGCUGUGAGCCGGUUGGUUGCUGUGGUAAUGUCCCGCCCCUCCUCCAUUGGAUGGCCGUGUGAAAACUGACAUUGACGAGCGGAGCUUCUCACUCAAAGUUAAAUAUUGUUUUCAGCGCGGAGCUGCUUGCUUAUUGGAAAAACGAGCGUGUCGCAACGCAUCGCUUUCAUUAUGCAUAGGCUUAUGGUAAUUGUCAAAAUAGUUUUCCAACUUGUCAUCCUGGCAUAAUGUACAGUUAAAAUUAAAUAAAAUGAAAAAUACAUGCUGUGGACGUUGUAUAAUUCAUUAAUGUGUUAUACUGCGUUAAUGGAAUAAGGAUGCGAGUAGGAUUCGGUAUUCGGUUUCGGCCGAAUCUUAAACGGUGGAUUCGGGAUUCGGCCGAACCUAAAAAAUAUGGAUUCGGUGCAUCCCUAAUAUGUAUAGAGUAUCAAAUAUAUAUUCCCUUCUGCCCUCUUGUCAUGCCAUAGUACCUGCAUUUGAAGUAGUUUUAUUUUUACUUUGAGGUGUUCGUAUUUCAAUGUUUUAUGUUACUAGAUAUAUUGUGUUUAUGUAGAGAGUGUUGCAAUAAUUUUUGUCGAUGUUCGUUAAUGCAUUUUUUGUUAUUUGUCAAGCAUCGUAUUUUUGUUUUUCGGUAGUUGAUACGUAACAGGGAUGUUGAUUAUCCAUACGUGAACCCUCCUAAGUUGGCAGAAAGCCUAUACUUUUUAAAUUUGCUUGGCCAGGGUCUGACACCUAGUUACAUUCUACCCCAACCUUCAUUUCGAAUCAGAAGCUUGAUGUUUAUGCUCACAAAGCUGUGUCUAUAGUUGGAUGCCUAUGUAAACACACACAAAAAAGCUUCUUUGUUGUUAAAGCCACAUAAAACAUUCCAUUCCAGUCCGGAGCCGUUGGUGUACCUAAAGCCUCCAGUCAAUAGAGCUGACCAGUACAACCAAACUGGGACUUCACAGGCUUUUAAGUACUUUAUGUUCCUCCCACCAAAGAUAUUCAGCAUGUCACUGAUGCAUAGACUUGAACCCUGGCUGCAAUGGAGGACACUGUGUUUCACUGAUAUUUGAACAACGAAAGACAGGGUUGAUCAGUUCAGAAAUGAUCUUGUAUAUAAGUGGCAUAUGUAGGAAUUCACUCAGAUCUUACAAUGCAGUGAAAAAGCACCAAAAUAGCAAAAAAGCCUGCUUUUGUACUCUUUCAUUGUAUAUUUUGUCAGUGGUACUUCUCUUUGUUGACAAAGAAAAGAUGUCCUGAUUGCAAAUAGGGUCAGAUGAGUCGAUAGAAGAUUAACAUAAUUACGUUUCUUUUAAGUUUUAAACAUAAAAUGUCACCUAUAUGCUUUUUUAGUUUUAGUUUUACUUUUAUUUUCUAAUGUUAAAGUAUUUUUCUUUUCCCAGCUUAUGCAGAAAACCAUUUGUAGGUUGACUUCCUAAAGAAUAUGAACACUGUGGGGCUUUCAGCUUUGCUCUAUUUGGUUGAGCGGCUUGACAGGGUUAAAUUAUUGGCCCAUAUAGUGGCCUUUGAAUUGAAUCUGGUUAAUAACUUUAAUUUACUUUUAAUAAAGUGCAUAGUGGUAAACUAAAAUCUGAACUAAAAUACAUUUUCAUUAUGUGUAGUAAUUGUUAUUACUGAAUUUUGUCACUUUGGGACAAAGUCUUGAUCUUCAUGUAGCAUAAAUUUGAAUCAAUACUACAUUUCUAUUAUUUUCUCCAAAUUAUACAUUUCAGUGUGUUUUACUUAUAGUUCAAUUCAUAGAAAGCCAAUCCUACAAAUGUAAAUGUUUGUUUUAUACAAUUCUGAACCUGUUCUGAAAGUUUAUGUUGUAACAUGUUUGUUUUUCUUUUUUUUUUUAAGUUUGUAAUCAUCAAAGUAGAAAGUAAUUUAGAAAUAAGCAUUCAUACAAUUUGCAAUGUAUUUUUAUGUAAGCCAUCUUAUUAUUCACGGUGUGAUUUUAAUAUCAAAAUCCUGCCUUCUCCAUAUAAUACACAUGAAGCUUUAAAAAACAUGGAUUUAAAAGUCUGCUCACACAAAAUGUCCAACUUUCAGCAUUGUGGAUCCCUCCACCGUAUGGAUUGAAAAACAUUCCUGCAAAAAAAACCAUUGCCAGAACUGGUUCCCAAAUCAACAUUGUCAGCAUACAAAUAUUUUAAAGCACAUAAUCAUGAAUUAACUCAAGCUUGGAUAAUGUUUUACUAUAUCGUGGCCAGAGUGCUUCUAUAUUUGUGAAGCUUCUUCAUUUGUGUAUUCUCCUUGUUUUUAAAAUGUAUCACGUACACACGUGUUUGCUCAGAGAGGACACAAUAGAGGUUCAGACACAAUGUAUGAAUGUGCUAAGAGGCCAAAUAUGACAAUACGGCCAUUCUCCAUGCGUUGUUUUAGAACCAAAAAAGGGAAACAACAAUCUUCAUGCCCAAGACAUCAUUCAAUUCAUGUUUAGACUGUGUUAGGAAACUGUAUUAUGGAGUGACAUAAACGUAAGCAUCUGUAUUAAUUAUUAUCUGGGUAAAACCAUAAUCUUUUCACACAACUGUGAAUGCUAGUGAACAUUGUAAAGCUCUGACAGAAAUGUCAUUUGUCACAAAAGUCGCCACAGUAACCUGUCAUGUAGCCGUGAUACACUGUAGCCGUUGUGCAACCAUCCAGAACAGUUUUCUACUUGCACAGCAGCAAAAAUUCACAGUAAAAUGUAAAAAACACAAAACAAAUAUUUUUCUACAAUGUAUCGAGACCUAAGAACGCAUCCGACACCCCAGUCCUACUUUUGUCGAUUGCUGUAUGGUUUCUCAGUAGUGUGUAUCACAUUAGUUGUUGUCAAAGCUGUUGUGUGCUGCAGUAUUUCCAGGUAUACUUAUUUGUUUAUUGUCCUUUUUUAUUAUUAUAAUUUUGCUUUGUUUAUUGGGGAUUUGAAGAAGUGUGAUGUCUCAUUAUUUUAAUCUGUUAACGUAGCAUUAUAUGUACCCUAUACCUUAGGCUAACAUUAUUAAGUAUGCUAUGAGAAUUGAUAUUUUACUGGCUUUAUAGAAUGUUCAAAUGAAUAUAAUAAUGACAAUAAUAAGAAUGAUUUAACUCCUAAAAACUGAGUACUUGCUACUAAGCGCUUGUGUUACCAUUACCAAUGUUGUGUGCUUCUCUUAAUAAUUUUCGUUGUAGAAAAAAAAUGAGUGGAUUUUGUUAGGCUUCAACAACUAAUGAUAGCAAUGUACAUUCAUGGAGGAUUUUUAACAAACACGGGGGGUUAUAGAAGAAUAUAGUUAUUUUAAUCGUUCUAUUUACUAACUGUAGGAUGUGAAGGGGCUUGCGUCGUGGUGAACUAUGUUAUAGCUUGUUAUUCACUGUUACUUUUGAUCAUUUUUCGGUCUCCAAGGUGAAUCGAGUUAUUAAAGGAAAUUUGUAUGCUCACAUAUGCAUAUUGUAUAUGUGUAGAAAUGUAAUCACACUUUGUCUUGGAUUUACAUUAAACUGUUAAGUCACGA
This is a messenger RNA of Paramisgurnus dabryanus, 12386 nucleotides long. Lineage: Eukaryota; Metazoa; Chordata; Actinopteri; Cypriniformes; Cobitidae. The record is from RefSeq and is a predicted model, not a curated record.